This is a messenger RNA of Effrenium voratum, 816 nucleotides long. The record is from the annotation of a GenBank genome assembly. NCBI's taxonomy places the organism in Eukaryota, Dinophyceae, Suessiales, Symbiodiniaceae.
AUGACGGAUGUGGAGAAGCAAGCAGAUGCCAUUGUCCAUGCGGUAGUUGCUGUGGAACUGCUACAUUGGCAUGGCAAGCUGGGCGGUACUCUUGAGAAUGCGUUUCGGAAGUGUGUUUACGCUCCUGCGCUUCCAAGGUUGAAACGCUUGACGAACCGCAAAGAUAGUGCAGAUGACUUCAAGAUAGACAUGAAGACUGGCAGAAAGCUCUCGCGGCCAAGCCGCGUGCAUGAUGCGGCGCUGGAGAAGCAGUUCACAUUGGGCUAUGCGUUCACAGACGUGGCUUUGAGAAUGCUGGGUAGAGGUGACAAUGGCUUGUGGCUUCCACUUGCACGAUACCAGGCCCGCAAGGAGCUCAACUCCGCCGACGUGGAGCCGGAAGAAGAUCCGCAGGCGAAGGAUUUGGUCGCCUUCAGCCAGGGCUUCGUCAGAUCUACCGCUGGCAAGGAGCUGGUGCAAGUUUCUUCGCGCUCUGUGGGACACGGAGACGCCAAGCAGAACAUUUGGAUUCUCCCAGUGUUCGUGGAUCAUGACCGGUCUUCACACGCUGAGCGGCAGGCGCUUCUGGUGAUGUUGGAGGCUGCCCCGACAGACCCCGUGACUGAGGGUGUUCCUGACGGCGUGACGGGCCAAAUGCGGGUUUAUGCUAGCCAUACCCCGUGCAUUUCAUGUCUUUCUUCCAUGUGCCAGUUCACUAGAUGUUUUGAAGGAUCAGACAUCUCUGUGACAUAUGAUACUUGGAAAGAGACGAGACGCUGGAUUGGGCUAGAUCCUCCUGAUGAAAUACCCGAAGAGGAAGAGGAGGAGGCCAAGUGA